AUGUUACAUAGCGGUUGCUAUAAUACAUAUAACUUAAAUAAAGAUAAAUUACAUAAUUAUGUAAUAAAAAAUUUUAAGUUGUUAUUGAGACAAAAAAAUUCAAGAACAAUUAUUAAUGAUAAUAAUAUAAUGUGCAAAUAUGAGAAAAAGGAAAAUAUAUUUAAAGUUUUUAAUUCAAAAAUUAUAUUUUAUGAGCCUUUUGUUGACAUUUCUACUUUCACCUUAUGCCCAGUCUAUCCAAGAAAUUUUUAUUUUAAAUUUCAUUUAGAUUGGUUUAUUUCCUUAAUUUUUGUUAAGAAAAUUAACAUAUGUAUUUAUAAAGCUUUAAAAUUAAUAUUAAGUUCCAAUUUUUUAACCUUUCUUUUAAUUGUUGCAGAAGUUGUUGCCUUCGCAGAAUCUCUUUUUGGAUAUUAUAUAUUAAUAAUAUUUAUUUGUAAAAAAAUUAUUAUUCCACUAUUUAAAGUUAUUUGUUCAGGAAUUGCUAUUUUUUUAACUUUUAAAUACUUUGUUCUUUUUAUUAUUCACAUCAGGUAA
This is a messenger RNA of Plasmodium gallinaceum, 534 nucleotides long. RefSeq names its product conserved Plasmodium protein, unknown function. NCBI's taxonomy places the organism in Eukaryota, Apicomplexa, Aconoidasida, Haemosporida, Plasmodiidae. The transcript has a single exon. The coding region runs from base 1 to 534 and encodes 177 amino acids. The record is from RefSeq and is a predicted model, not a curated record.